GGGGAGCGCGCUGCGGCUUCCAUUUUGUUGGGCUCCUGUGUGGAGAAGGGAGGGAAGGAGAAGAUUUCCGGGUUGUUGAUGAGGAAAAAGUUGGAAGCAGCUUCGGCGCAAGAGAAGCGACCGCUGGAAUCGAGGCGUUAGAGAGGUUGGAGAGUCUGGCGAGCAUCGACCUGCGAUCUUCUUCGCCGUUCGGCUCGCAAUAUUAACCGUGACCACCCCCUUCCCGGAGCUAGAGUAUGUGACCGGGCAGCAAGUGAGCAAGUACAACGUUACAGAAGAUUUUUAAUAGGUGGGAAGGUGGACACUGGGAGGCCUUCCAUGUACUCUAGGAAGUGUUAAGGUUUACGAAUGACCAAGAACACUGUGUGAAAUACAGUAGAGACUAAAGCAGCAGAUAGUGGGAAAAUAUGCCAAUACCUCCGCCACCCCCACCUCCACCUGCUGCACCACCUCCACCCUCAUCCCUUAAUCAGGCAAGUACACCAAAAUUGAGCAAAGAGGAGCACCGUAAUCGAGGGGCACUCUUAUCUGAUAUCACAAAGGGAGCCAAACUUCGAAAAGUGACCAAUGUUAGUGACAGAAGUGCCCCAAAUCUUGAAGGUCUUAAAGGAGGAGGAGGAGGAGGUGGUGGAGGACCUGGUUCUGGGUCAGCAUCUGGUGGUCCAGGUCCAAUGGGUGGUUUGUUUCAGGGUGGAGUCCCUAAGCUUCGGCCUAUUGCGCACAGAGACAAUUCAGAUUCUUCAUCUAGUAAAAUAGCACUAAAUCCACCUGGCUCAAGGUCAGCUGCUCCUCGCCCUCCACCUAGUAGCAACCGCUACAGUGAUGAUUCUGAUUCACAAAGUAAAACCUCUCCACCGGAGCUGCCAAGAGUUCACCGACCUUCAUUACCAGAUCUUACCAGCUCAUCCCGCCCCAGUAGUGCUGGUGGUGUAAGGCAUAGCGCAUCAGCACCGCCACCACCUCCUCCAAUUGGAAGACGUACAAAUCCACCACCACCACCUGUGCAUAGCAGCCGAACUCAUUCCAGUGGACCGUACAACAGAGAAAAACCUUUGCCUCCUACCCCAGGACAAAAGACACCUGGCAAUAGAGAUGGCCCUCCUGCCCCUCCUUCUGUCAAACCUCCACCAUCACCAAUUAAUCCACGGCUCAGUAAUAUUCAGACCCAACCUUUGCCACCCCCUCCUCCACCCUACAGGCAACCUCCCUUUGUGCAUAAUGGCCCUUCUAGUCCUGGGAGCGAGGCUGCCCCGGAAUUGCCACAGAGACACAAUUCAUUAUCGCGAAAGUCAGCCGGACAAUUGCGGGGAGCUGCACCUCCUCCACCAUCUCCAUCACCCUCCCAGAACAGACCACCACCACCUGCCAGGGAUCCUCCAAAUCGAGGAGCAGCUCCCCCACCACCGCCCCCUGCAAUGCGGAAUGGAGCCCGAGAAGCCCCUCCCCCGCUGCCACCCUAUAGGACGCCCUCUUCAGACCCUUCACAUCGAGGCAAGCCACCGCCACCUCCAUUGCGGACUCCUGCACCCCCUCCUCCACCACCACCUUUACGAAAUGGACACAGGGACCCUGUUGGAUCAUCUUCCAAAUCAUUCCUAGAUGACUUUGAAUCAAAAUACUGCUUUCACCCGAUUGAAGAUUUUCCUGCACCAGAGGAGUAUCGGCAUUUCCAAAAAACGUACCCAAGUAAGGUGAACAGAGUUGUUCGAGGGGCACCACCUCUGCCACCCGUUGCAAGGUGAUCUGUCAUCUGGGUUUUGUUAUUUCCUGCAUCCCCUGUUGGAAGACUGAUGCUUUAGCUUCCUUUCUUUUUUGGUGUGCAGCUCAAGAUCCUUAUCUAUUUCACUACAUUGAGGCAAAAUCUCCAGAUCUGCUUAGAGCAUGCAUUCUAAUCUGAGAUUUCCAAGGUUCAUUUUUGACCUUCACAUCUUUCAGCUCCAGCAGUUCUCAUUGCAUUUGGGCUGAGCUAAUGGAACAUUGACUGGAAUGAGAUGAUUAUUUAAGUUGAUGGGUUAUUAGAUGUUUACAGCUACCAACGAUCCAAGAAUGACAUGUUUGAGUUACACUACAAAUCAAAUUGAAACACAUAGAAUAAUUUGUUUUGGUCUUUAUUCAGUGAUUAAACUGAAUCUUUAGCAUUCAUUUAAUUUUAUCCUUGGACUUCUGGUAGAGUGGUAGAGAUAUGGAACACUACUGGGUAAAUAUAGACCAGUUGGUUAAGACUUAAUAUUCCCACACAUUUUAAAAAAUAAAUUUACUUUGAUAUCUAUCUGGUCCUUGCCUUAUACAUGUCAUGCCGUCAGUACCAGAUUUAUUUUUAUGUAUUUACGCUUCACAUACAGGAGCUAUAGUAAUCAUUGUUAUUCUUUCCUUGUAAGUUGUGCAGAAUUUGUGAAUUAGAUAUGGUGGGGUUAAUGGAGGACACUAUUUCCUGGAUGACUGACUGGCUGAUUUUGUUUGCAUAAUCUUUCCAUGGUUAAUGUUUUACCUUCAAAGUGGAGCAGCAUUGCUCAUGAUGUAUUGUGCCUGAGUGCAUCAUUACCCAGGCACAUACUGAGUAUGAAAGGUGUCCAUCUGGACCUCAGUGAUGUUCUGGUGUGUGCUGGGUACGAACACUGAAAUGCACCGUGCAUUUUUUUUGAGAUAUCACUUCUGGCCAAAGCACUUUGAAUUUGGUGGGGUUUUUUGUGUUUGUAAUGUGGCUCUUUCAAGCUGUUCCUGGGAACUUUGUACACUUUUCUCUUACAGAUUUCGUGCAUAGUGCUACAUUACCAGUGAGUCUAAAUCUCUAAUGAUAGGAAAAAUUAUUUCUUCCAUAAGCAAUCUCUUCCACUCCUGCCACCACCACCACCACCCACCUCUCUGCAUUUCAUGGACGUGGUUAAAUUUGAAACUCAGAGAUACUGUGUAAUCUGUAGAACAGUUUGCAUUCUUCAUUUCAGUUGUUAUUCAGAAUUAGAUUCCAAAUCAGAUUUAAUAUCACCUGUUGUGAAAUUUGUUGUUCAAGAUUAUAGCUUGUAUAAAGGAGGUAUAGGAUAUAUAGAACUGUACCAAUUGAUUGUGUUGAUUUAUUUUGUUUAAAUAUUUUAAUCAACAUAUCUUGAGUCAGUUAAUGUUGAUAGGGCAUUGUAUUCCCACUUGACUGAGUCAUUCAGUUUGUUUUAACGAACACUGAUAAUGCUGUAAAAACAAUGCUGAAAUGCCUUGUCUGCAAAUGGCUACUAGUUUAUUGUUUCCAUGGUAAAACUGUGACCCCCCUCCCCCCCAAAAAAAUGCAUAAAGAACAGUCCUGAAAAUUCUACAGUAUUAUAUACAGUAAACAAUGUGUUUAACCUUUGUCUAACUUGUAGGUUAAAAAGUAGAAUUUGAAGUUAACCCCAUUGCCAAUGUAUGCAACAAAACAUUGUUAAUUGGCAUAGCACAAGAGCCAUAUUUUACAUAUAUAUCAUAUAAUUCAUAACUGAGUGCACCUACAUUAAAAAGGAAGAAGAGUCUGCACUGCUACAUUGCUGUAUUCAUUUGAUCAGUGUGGAAACACCUAUUUCACAGGGCUGCUGCACACAACAGUGCUUCUUGAUCCUUCUCAUGAAUAAAACACACCCAAUAGUGUAUUACUCAGCAUCAUUCUGAUGUGCAUGCAGAAAUACUGAACGGAUGUGCAAUUAAAUAAUAAUUUGGCUGUCAUUUUAAAAAAAAAACAGUGUGCACAUGAAACCAGUAGAGAAUCCCUCUGUUUUGCAGUUUUAGUGACAUCAAUUAUUUGGACUGUACAUGGAUCUUGAAAUAUCUGUUUAGAUGAAUGAGGUAUUUUCAUUCCUAUAUGUAACGUUACAUAAACUUCACAAUUGUAAAAUUUCACUGGCAGGUAAUGUGAAAAUAAAGUGUAUAUAUAUAAUGCACUAAAUAUUGUUCCAUUGUGUAUGGGAUGGUUUGUAAGAUUUUGACUCGCUGGUUUGUACAGUAGAUGUACUCAAAUAUACUCAUCAUUAUCCUACAGUUUAGACAUUAUGGCAGGAUAAUUUCUGUACUGUACAAAUGCAUGCAAUUUAAGCUGACGCUCCAUGCCAUUUCUGUCUUGGUAUCAAUGAACACUAUGUGUUAGCAUUUGCUCUGGCUGCAAUUUCAAUAGUGUAGUUUAAAAAAAAAUAAUAGUUUUUGUAUAAUAAUCACAUGAAACAUUAACUCUGGUGACCAUUCCACAGAACAGUCUGUUUCUUGUAAUGUCUUUGUUUCUUGCUGAAAAUCUAGUAUCCAUUUUCAUCACCUAGCGCACAACAGAAAAGGAAAAAGAUAAGUGGGUGCAUUGUACAGAAGGUUCAUUAACAAAUAAUGAGUAGGUUUUGUGAGUUUUAAGAUAACUUAGUUUUGUGGCAAGUAUGGGUUUUGUUAGUGGUCCCAGGUUUCAGUAUACCAGACUGGGACCUGGGAUUUGGAAGACAGUUUUGAAAUGUGCAAUAUUGGCACUGGUGCUGAUGCAUGUACACUGAUAACAGUACCAAUACAUGUAAUACCGUGCCAGUACCCUGUACAUAAUAUCCCAGCUUCAUUAUUGGUACACAUAGCUUCAGUUUCAUUAGUGUAUGUAAUAUGCCAGUCCAGUAUAGGUCCAGUAUUUGUAUGAUUUCUGUUUUUUUUUUCUUUUAUGCUGCAGUUGCCAUGAACAUUGUGCCUUACAGAAUGCACUGGCUUUUCUGUGCUGGUUAGUUUUGCUCUUUUACGUACGCGCACAAAAAUUAAAGGACAGGAGGAUUUUCCCUUUCAUGAAUGUUGCCUGUUUUGAGUCCUGUGAAUAUUGCCAUGUAUCUGUAAUCUGAUGCCACCUGUGGUGGGUUUCCUUGCAAUUCCAAUAGCUUUUCCUUCAAACAUGGUGGGUACUCUGCAUUUGGAUUUUUUUAAAAAACAAAAUUAACCUCAUUAUUAAAUUUUUGUUUAGCUGGAUUAAUUUAUUGUCUUGAUUUUUUUUUCUUUGUGGUAAUGUAAUAGAUUGCCAGUCCCCCUCCUAUGGUUAAUCAGUGCAGGGUAUUGAGAAAGGCUCUAACUUUGGGCCUAGGGUUUGCUGUAGUUCCCCUGCUAUGCAAUUCUUGAUUAUUGAAACAAAACUUUGUAAUCACAGUUCUUUAAAUGGUACAGCAGCCUCUUCUGUGGGAUUGAAAUACAUAAAAGCAAAAAAAGAUGUGAAAUAUGAAGAUUGCAAUAACUAGAGCAUUAAAUUCCCUUGUGUAUUGCUGUAUCAUGCAGGCCAGCUGGACUUGGUUCUCUGUUAAUUAUCAAGAAAAUUGAAAUAAAAAUAAUCACUUUAAUUUUCUUA
Messenger RNA from Hypanus sabinus (Atlantic stingray), 5308 nucleotides. It is a transcript of the gene wipf2b, whose product is annotated as WAS/WASL interacting protein family, member 2b. The transcript is spliced from 9 exons. NCBI's taxonomy places the organism in Eukaryota, Metazoa, Chordata, Chondrichthyes, Myliobatiformes, Dasyatidae. Gene Ontology annotation, molecular function: actin binding. Bases 408 to 1742 code for a protein of 444 amino acids. The record is from RefSeq and is a predicted model, not a curated record.